This is a messenger RNA of Suillus paluster, 1890 nucleotides long. RefSeq lists its product as uncharacterized. The transcript has 8 exons. Lineage: Eukaryota; Fungi; Basidiomycota; Agaricomycetes; Boletales; Suillaceae. Bases 1 to 1890 code for a protein of 629 amino acids. The record is from RefSeq and is a predicted model, not a curated record.
AUGCCUUCAAGGAUUGCUGAGCCCUCUGUGGCAGACACGACAGCGACCCAGGAGUUGCUGUUCAUUACCUUUCCGCCCUUUCCAAAACCCCCACCGGGUGUGACACUCAUCCCUUUCAAAGAUUUCAGGGCGUGCGGGAUACAGCUGUUCGCUGAAGUUGUUGGUGGGCAGAAUGAGGAAGACAUAGAGCUCGAUGGUCUGGGGAUACCCACUGUCGAGUUGCGCGUGAAGCAUUCAACUGAUGAGUGUAAAAGCAAUACACGCAAGAGGAAGUGCAAGAAGAAGACCGCUGCUGCAGAAGGUGUGCCUGCAAGGAAGGUCCCGUGGUACAAAGAGUGGGAGGAAGGUGAAGAUCUGCGUAUCACGAAGGGCAAGAAUAUCUCCCAUGUGGAUCGUCUCUUUCAUGCUGCAAAUGACUUUCGGGUCAAUCGUACUUGGCCGCCGAUCACUUCUGGGGUCAGCCAGCUUUGGGACCAGUUCUGUCUGUAUGUUGGACUCCUUGUCAAUCCAAGUGUCUAUCGUAAACCAAGCAAAGAGGGAGAAGCAGAUGAUGACAAUGACGACAAUGAUGGCCCUACUGAUAUCCAGACCGACACAAAGGACACCUCUGAAUCAGUUCUUCCCUCAGAUGAUCCUGCUCGCUCAGCUUACUCUGUUGAGUUGGAUGAUGAUGAUGAUGAUGAUGAAGGUACUUUGCAGGCACGCAAAACUGAUCUAGAGGAACAACGCGAGGAGAAGCUGAUCGUGUUCUUGAACAACCUGGAGAAGUCAGUGACGAUUUUCCUAUCAUCUCACAUGCGUGAACAAGGCCUCAUCUGGUCAGAGAGGAACCUUGUUAAUGCACCACACCUCCUCAGCUUCUUUUUGAACUUUGUCCUGCGGAACUGUGUUCUCCAAAAAGUCUCACAUGAAUGUGGCAUCUGCAAUGCCCUCGAUAUUGUGGAGCUCGCGAAGAAGGAGCUGCCCUUGACAUACAAGAUCGGGCAGGCAUUACCCGAUGUGCUCAACGAUGGCUCCAAGGAGUGCUUUGGCCGGAAAGGCUCCCUUCAUGCUGCAUAUGCUACAUUCGUGAAUGAGGCACUUGCCCAUGAUGACAAUAUGGAAGUAUUAGUGAGGGCAGAGAACUUAUCUGACAGGCACAGUGGAGUGGAUGACUUGGAGGCCGAAGGAAGGGACUUGGAGGAUAUUCAAGACAGUGAGGACAAGGCAGAAGAUGAUGGGGAUGUUCGAAGCGACAAGGAAGACUCUUAUAAUGUUGUGCAAAGGGCAGAAAAUGCUACUUCAGACCUUACAAUGUCCUCUGACUCGAUGUAUACCUUUGAUUACUCGUUCAUGGAUGACAUACCAGCAGUGUCUAGUGUUCCAUCAACUCCUAUUCACAACACUCAGGGGAACGACAAUGACUUCGAAUACCCACAGGUCCCAACUGCCUUCAGUGCAGCUGAUCUUGCCGAUUUUGACAGGCUACUCUCUACCGUAACACAACAGGAUCUCGACACUCUAGACUUCCCUUCAUUAGUGCCAUAUCCUGGUGCCUCCAGCUUUAGUUCAGAGCCUGGGUCUGAACUCAAUAAUUUUUCAUUCCCAUCAACAGCUGCGAGUGGGGGCUCUGGGUGUGAAUUCAAUUUUUCUCUCACAGACUUUGACUUUGAGAAGUUCUUGCCUCGUUCAAGCCCUAGCCCUGCUUACCUGAUUCUCAAUGAAACACCCACCAGCUUAAAUUCGGACUCGGACAUUGCUAUACCCUUGCCACUUCUCGAUGAAAUGCCCAUCAGCUUGAAUUCGGACUCUGACAUCACAAUACCCUUGCCGCUUCACAAACCUUCAGCACCUCAGGCUCUCGUACACCAAUCACUAGGCCCGCAGGCUGACUCAGACGGCCCACGUUGA